Molecule: messenger RNA, 1845 nt
Organism: Procambarus clarkii (red swamp crayfish)
Lineage: Eukaryota; Metazoa; Arthropoda; Malacostraca; Decapoda; Cambaridae
Product: aggrecan core protein-like
Source: RefSeq, a predicted model, not a curated record
AUGCCACGAGAGUGCCACGAGAGCAGUGCCAUGCCACGAGAGAGCCACGAGAGCAGUGCCAUGCCACGAGAGUGCCACGAGAGCAGUGCCAUGCUACGAGAGUGCCACGAGAGCAGUGCCAUGCCACGAGAGCAGUGCCAUGCCACGAGAGCAGUGCCAUGCCACGAGAGUGCCACGAGAGCAGUGCCAUGCCACGAGAGUGCCACGAGAGCAGUGCCAUGCCACGAGAGUGCCACGAGAGCAGUGCCAUGCCACGAGAGCAGUGCCAUGCCACGAGAGUGCCACGAGAGCAGUGCCAUGCCACGAGAGAGCCACGAGAGCAGUGCCAUGCCACGAGAGUGCCACGAGAGUGCCACGAGAGCAGUGCCAUGCCACGAGAGCAGUGCCAUGCCACAAGAGAGCCACGAGAGCAGUGCCGUGCCACGAGAGCAGUGCCAUGCCACGAGAGUGCCACGAGAGCAGUGCCAUGCCACGAGAGCAGUGCCAUGCCACGAGAGCAGUGCCAUGCCACGAGAGCAGUGCCGUGCCACGAGAGUGCCACGAGAGCAGUGCCAUGCCACGAGAGCAGUGCCAUACCACGAGAGAGCCACGAGAGCAGUGCCGUGCCACAAGAGUGCCACGAGAGCAGUGCCAUGCCACGAGAGCAGUGCCAUGCCACGAGAGCAGUGCCAUGCCACGAGAGUGCCACGAGAGCAGUGCCAUGCCACGAGAGAGCCACGAGAGCAGUGCCGUGCCACGAGAGCAGUGCCAUGCCACGAGAGCAGUGCCGUGCCACUAGAGAGCCACGAGAGAAGUGCCAUGCCACGAGAGAGCCACGAGAGCAGUGCCGUGCCACGAGAGAGCCACGAGAGCAGUGCCAUGCCACGAGAGAGCCACGAGAGCAGUGCCGUGCCACGAGAGAGCCACGAGAGCAGUGCCAUGCCACGAGAGCAGUGCCAUGCCACGAGAGAGCCACGAGAGCAGUGCCAUGCCACGAGAGCAGUGCCAUGCCACGAGAGCAGUGCCGUGCCACAAGAGUGCCACGAGAGCAGUGCCAUGCCACGAGAGUGCCACGAGAGCAGUGCCAUGCCACGAGAGUGCCACGAGAGCAGUGCCAUGCCACGAGAGUGCCACGAGAGCAGUGCCAUGCCACGAGAGCAGUGCCGUGCCACGAGAGUGCCACGAGAGCAGUGCCAUGCCACGAGAGCAGUGCCGUGCCACGAGAGAAGUGCCAUGCCACGAGAGAGCCACGAGAGCAGUGCCGUGCCACGAGAGAGCCACGAGAGCAGUGCCAUGCCACGAGAGAGCCACGAGAGCAGUGCCGUGCCACGAGAGAGCCACGAGAGCAGUGCCAUGCCACGAGAGAGCCACGAGAGCAGUGCCAUGCCACGAGAGAGCCACGAGAGCAGUGCCAUGCCACGAGAGCCACGAGAGCAGUGCCGUGCCACGAGAGAGCCACGAGAGAAGUGCCAUGCCACGAGAGAGCCACGAGAGCAGUGCCGUGCCACGAGAGAGCCACGAGAGCAGUGCCAUGCCACGAGAGAGCCACGAGAGCAGUGCCGUGCCACGAGAGAGCCACGAGAGCAGUGCCAUGCCACGAGAGAGCCACGAGAGCAGUGCCAUGCCACGAGAGAGCCACGAGAGCAGUGCCAUGCCACGAGAGCAGUGCCAUGCCACGAGAGCCACGAGAGCAGUGCCAUGGCACGAGAGUGCCACGAGAGCAGUGCCAUGCCACGAGAGCCACGAGAGCAGUGCCAAUGCACGAGAGUGCCACGAGAGAGCCACGAGAGCAGUGCCAUGCAGCUGUCAUUAUACGAACACUCCCACAACAACUGUCAGACAUUACGUAACACAAGGCGCAAAUAG